Protopolystoma xenopodis is the source of this 612-nucleotide messenger RNA. The record is from the annotation of a GenBank genome assembly. Lineage: Eukaryota; Metazoa; Platyhelminthes; Monogenea; Polystomatidea; Polystomatidae.
CUUUCGGAAGAGCUCGAGCUUCAUACGAUCGGUUUGUCUUCGCCAAAAAGACCCCGUUCUGCUGACCAUACAAUACGCGAUGUCCACUGCGAGGGAUCCAUUCUUCUUAUGCCCCCCUCGCCCUGGAUCAAGACGAUGCCGAGUUGCCGGCAACACAACCGAUCGGACAUUAUUUCGUUGAUUGGACCCUUUCAACAACACGACCUGGUAACUGUACUUCAACUGACACGACUCUUUCACCAACUGCUCAAAGAAGGCAUCGUCAACCACCCUCAGUCGGGCAGUCAGCUUGGACUGGUAGAAACCUUACGAACCUGUCUUAUUCUCUCUCUUGAACUCGAAACGAACAAGUCUUCUGUCUCUAACGCCUCAGACUGUCAAAAUGGCUUAGGACGGCCCGGCUACGGUAGGGUACCGGUUAGCUCUGGCGGAAGCCUAUUCUUGGACGCAUGUGACUUGGCCGUCGGCCUCAAUCGCUUUUUUCUCGGAGCCAAUUCACCCUGGCCUCAGCGGUUUGCACCUUUUGACACGAUCAACCUAACCUGGUCAUGCUUAAGCCCUUGCUUGAACCGGAAAUUGUGGUUCCUGGACACGGUUGGAAAUCGCGCAUAG